Molecule: messenger RNA, 879 nt
Organism: Hyaloperonospora brassicae
Lineage: Eukaryota; Oomycota; Peronosporomycetes; Peronosporales; Peronosporaceae
Source: the annotation of a GenBank genome assembly
AUGGUCGAGAAGAAGACGCUGACGCAGAAGCAGCCGGCAAAGACCGAACGAAAGCUCCACGUCGAUGCUGACGACGACGAAGCCGAUGAAGACGACGACGAAGCCGAAGAAGACGACGACGAAGCAGAGCCGCAGGACUCGACGGACGACGAGGAGCCGCACGAGGCCGUGGGGUUUGGCGACGCCAUGAGCAAACUCCUGAGCCAAACCGUCGCCGAAGACGUUCAGCCGAUCCUCGCCAAGCGCACGACCGCGCGGAUGCGAGAGAUCCAGAGCGACAAGAAGGAGGUCAAGACAGCGCGCGUAAGUGCUGCUGAGAAGCGCGAGCGCGAGCAGAAGGACAUGGUCGUGCCCGACCACACGACGGCCGGGAAGGACCGAGCGCUUCGAAUGAUUGCAACCAAAGGAGUCGUGGCGCUGUUCAAUGCAAUCCAGAAGCACCAGCACGCGAGUGGCAAGAAAGAGGACACGAGCGACACACACAAGGUCAAGGGCAUGUCGAAAGAGAACUUUCUAGGUCUGCUCCAGGCGUCGCAGCAGCAACAGACAGCCGCCACGUCGGCCAAGUCCUCGUGGUCGGUCGUGCAGGACGACUACAUGAUGGACGCCAAGCUCAAGGACUGGGACAACCAGCACGGCACGGAAACGGGUCGAGUGCGACACGCGGGCGACGUCGAAGUUGAAGCAGUCGAAGACGUUGCGUGGCAACGCGCCGCCGACGGUCUCGAGAGCGAUACAGAAGUCGCAGGAGACAGUACAACGACAACAAGGAAGCGACGAACGUCAUUGUCGUCGACAACACCAACCGGCAACAAGAAGACAAAGAAGACAAAGAAGACGACGAAGGCGCUUAGCAGUUGGAAGAACACCAAGCGCUAA